GGCAAUCCCUGCAUUACGGUGGAGAAAACGAAGCCGAAACAGCUCAUGACAGGAAACAACCCGAGCCUCCCGUGACCUUAACCUGUAUUCACCUUAUGUCGUCAACUUGACUCUGGAUCUAUGAUAGACAGUCCGCUAGCUGAGUGCGCAGUUUGACCAAUCAUCCCGCAACAAUCGUUGCUCUCCUUGCCCCAGCUUCAUUCUUUUCUAUGCGUGAUUCCCCAUCAUGGCCCGUAUCAAGUUUACUGUGCCUGCAUCGGCUGUUCAGGUACAGUCCGCCCGAGUUCUUCACGAUAAGCAGAGCGCGACUGCUACCCGGAAGAAGACACAGACUGAAGUUGAGAAUCCGACCAAGUCGGCCGUAUCCGAGGGCUUGUCUCUGAAGCAGCAACAAAGUUUAGAGAUGGUACAAAUUAUGCUACAUGUAUCGUUUGGGACAUUGUUUUAUCUUCGGGAGUUCUUACCACUUCCCUGCUUUGACGACCGAGACCUGAAAGAGGCCCAACGAGAACGCAGAUAUUCAUACCGAGAAUUCCUCGACCCUAAACCACGUCAUGAAACUAAUGGAGGCGACCCAGAUAUCGCAUUCGGUAAUGGAAAGAGAGGCCAGCCACUCAAGGUGAUGAUACGCGGCACGGAUCCUAAGGCAGACAUGAUACUCGACGUUCUGGAGAAUGGCAUCUUCGACGCUUUGCGCAAAAAUAUCCUUGAAGCUAUCCAAUUGACCAUUCUUGUCGACAAGGAUGCGCCGCAAAAUGUCCUGGAGUCGUAUACAUUUUCAUUCAAAUAUGCGAAAGGAUCAAGAGAUGUGGACCAUUGCUUAGAGAGCUUGUCGAUAGACCCUGUGGGUUACGUGGCUGAUAUGAGAUCGGCACAAUCAGCCAGGGUAGGGCUGGAAACGAUAGUCAGGCGUUUGAUAACACUCAGCACCUUUCUACCUAUUCUGCCUAAUAAACGCAACUUGGGAGUGAACUUGUUCUACACGGAAGACUGCCCUUCUGAUUAUGAGCCUCCGGGCUUUACUAUGGCAAACAAUGACACGAUAAGGUAUCCACUUAAUGAGAACUGGAGAAAAGAGACUCAGUCAUGUGGGACGAUGAACAGUGGAUGGCAUACUGUUGGGCUUAGGGUCACAUCUCUUAAAUGGACGGGGCCAGACCCUGAGGGGUCGGAAACACUACCCACAGUACCUUCACAGAUCGAGUACACAGAUGAGGUUUCAAGAGCAGACGAUAUUGGAUUUGGCGAAGAGCCGAGUGAUUUGCGCCGCAUUGAAGCAGGAAAUGGCGUUGACUCAGAUGAUCAUCUGGCUUUGGACCGGUCAUUAACGUACCAUGACGAUAGUAGCUUUCAAGAAACAACGCAAGACAUUGCCGAUAGGCGAAAGCUACAAAAUAUGAUGCAAACCCAGGCAUCUUCCUCUUACUCUGAUAGUGACCUCAUACCAACACAGCCCAUCAACCCUGAUGUCGCAAUCGAGGAUGAAUACGAUUCUACAACACAAUUGCACUCAAAGUGGUUUCUCCCGGAGGAACGAAUUACAAAAAUCAGAGAACACCUACGUUUGCAAAAGCAGACGCUCGAUCUACCUCGUUCUGAGAGCCAAUCUCAGGGCCUGGUCAGAUGUCAGUGUGGGUGGAACGGCGAGGAAACAGAGAUGUUAAAAUGUGUCUUCUGUGGCACGCAUCAGCACCUCCUGUGCUAUGGUUUCGAUGGCCCGAAUGACCCGAAAAUCCCUGACGUUCAUGCUUGUUAUAAGUGCUUGCUGGGGCCAAAUGAUGCCCAGCUGCUCCAGGAAAUGAACAGCCUCGUACUCCUAAGACGAGCUCUAAGGAUCAUUUUAGAUGAGGGAUUUCCGAAUAAGAUCUCAGAAUUUACACAAAAGCUUCACUGUAACGGGCAAACCAUCAUCCAAAUAACCGACAUUCUGAAGAAGAAGGGGUUCGUUCAACCCACACCAGGCUAUAAACUCAAGGGAUUUGCCCGACGGGGGUUGCCAAAGUAUAGCGUCCCACAAUCAGAGAAUGUCCGCCAAAGGUUAAAGAAGGAAAUAUUUCACCCCAUGGUGAAAAUUAAACACCUUUACGCCCUGACUAGUCCGGAUGGUCCGAAUAACCUGGAUCCAAAUUCCAUCAGCCAAGAGCUUGACCCCCUUGAUGCUCCUACUAUAGCUGGGAACACGCCAUUUGAUGGGCUCGGACAGAAGACACAUAAUUCCACCGGAGGCCUGCAGGAUCUGCCGGUAAAGAGCCCGGAUCACAAGAGAAAGCCGUUACCGGAUAGUGAUAAAAAUGAGAGCUAUGAAUCCGACGACCUUGAUAAGAAUGACCGGGCUGCAGAGGAGCAACUGCAUAACAGCUUCCUCACUGAUGAGAGCAUGAGCUCAAAAGCUAGGGUACCGAGCCAGCGGACAUCUGACAGUCAGGGACCUCGACGUAGUGGCAGGAAAAGGCGUAAGAUAAGCAAUUACUCUAAGCUUAUCGAUGUUGGGGCCGAGACGAGCGACCAUGAGAGCAUCUAGACUGAGAGGAUGUUUCUGAUAGCGUAUAGUGGUUGUUUGGCAUGAUAUUAUGGCUUUUAAUGACGGGGAAGAUAGGGUGCUGGGGUCGGAUCAGAAAAAAAGCAACAAAAAAAAAGGGGGAAAUGAAAAGAAAAGGGAGUGGCUAGGUACUUGAAACAUGGCAAGCACUUGAACAGGGCGUCAGAGGCAAUGGAGGCAAAGUGUUUCUACUGAGAAUCACCUUCAUGGAGAGUGUUUUUAAAAGGCUGAGGCUUGGUUGCCUCGGCAAAAGCAAUGUGCGUCUGAUGGAUUGUUAUGGGAGGGUACCCAGGAAAGAUAUCAGAAAACCCAGAGGACUGAUACCUAGUGUGUAUUCCACUUUUGAAGGUGGGUUGUGAAGAAACUGGAUUUCAUAGUGGAGCAUCUUGUACCCGUAGGUCACAUAUUCGCAUAUACAAUGGGCUGAAACUGGAAAAUAACGGGUAG
Messenger RNA from Aspergillus pseudonomiae, 2986 nucleotides. RefSeq names its product putative meiosis specific protein Hop1. The transcript has 10 exons. Gene Ontology annotation, biological process: meiotic recombination checkpoint signaling; synaptonemal complex assembly. Lineage: Eukaryota; Fungi; Ascomycota; Eurotiomycetes; Eurotiales; Aspergillaceae. The record is from RefSeq and is a predicted model, not a curated record. Bases 227 to 2521 code for a protein of 764 amino acids. Gene Ontology annotation, cellular component: nucleus.